AUGGAGCUUGAGAGCAAGGUGAAGAAGGCGCGAGUGGCGAGGGCCCGUGAAGUAGAUGUUGCAGAGUUGCGCAAUCAAGGCUCCAAGGUUUCUCUUCCGUUCCCGGGCUUGGAGGAUUCGUGCAAGAUCAAGAGGCCUCCUCGCGAGUUCGCAUUUUGCAGCACGGAGGAGUACAUCGGUUUUAGGAUUGCUGUGAAACCUUUACUCAGCGAUAGCAUGGGGGGCGUUUUCAUAUUGACAGGUACCAAGGGAGGGGGGAAAAGCAGCAUGUUGAGAGCCUUCGCCUGGGAGCUUAUAAAAGUUUUCGAUGAGUUCAACAAGCGGCCACAACCCGGAUAUCCUAUCACCAGAGUAGUGUGUAUUUGGUACUUGGAUGUGGAUCAUCCCGUUGCUGAACAGGUCCGUGACGUGCUACUGUUCACGUUCUGCAACGAGAAAGGCGCGGAGGAGGCCAUAGCCUACAUGGAAACACCGGAAGAUGCUAAGGCAUUUCUGGAAAGUCGGAGGCGGCUAGGCGAAAGGAUCGUCCUGUUGACUGAUGAUGGGGAAGAGCGUCAUGAUCUGAGGACCGGAAGUGAUGCAGAGAAGCGCAAGGCAGCCAGGAAAUGGACAGACGAACUUUGGGGGCAAGCACAUGUCGUGGUGAAGGCCCUUUCACCCAACAGUGAAGCAUUGAAAGAAUCUCGGUUUCAAGGUAGUCCCACAGUAUAUAAUAUCAGCAAGAUGUUCACGAAGGCAGAGCGUGAUGCGUACCUGUCGGGAACUGUUCUUGGCAAGUUUCUUGAGAACUAUCCUGAGCACUGGGGUGAUGUCGAGGACCUUGGUGCAUGCCACCCGUUGUCACUUUCCAUUCUUGUUAACCACUGCAACAGCCUGACAGGUUGCGUCUCAGGUGCUCGAAAAAAGUACAUUGAACUUGACGAGCUAUACGAUAUCUGGCGCAAUCCUUCUGCCACCACUGAUCCUUCUGCCGCUGAUUCUUCUGCUGCUGCUGCUCCUGCCACUGGCCCUUCUGCUACUGAUUCCAACCAGCUAAUUGAGGAGUACUGCCAUGUAAGUGCACCGUGUGAAUUAUUGUAACUAGGGCCUUAACGUUCUGUCCUGCAGAGGUUGGAG
Messenger RNA from Selaginella moellendorffii, 1116 nucleotides. RefSeq lists its product as uncharacterized. The coding region runs from base 1 to 1080 and encodes 359 amino acids. The transcript has 2 exons. The record is from RefSeq and is a predicted model, not a curated record. NCBI's taxonomy places the organism in Eukaryota, Viridiplantae, Streptophyta, Lycopodiopsida, Selaginellales, Selaginellaceae.